AUGUUCACUCGCACACUCUUCAUCACCGCUGCUAUCUCGCUUGCCGCCAUCCCGCUCGUGCGCGGCGCCGACCACCAGAUCAUCGUUGGCGGAGCAGGCGGCGUAGUCGCCUUCAACCCUCCGAACGUCAACGCGAGCGUUGGUGAUACGGUCACAUUCAUCUUUCAGCAAAAGAACCACACCGUCACCCAAAGUUCUUUCGCGGAUCCUUGCACUCCGCUCGCUGGUGGCUUCGACUCUGGCUUUAUUCCCGUCGGCGACGACGUAACGAGCGACUUCCAGCAGGCACAGCUAACCAUUCAAGACACCAAUCCUAUCUGGGGCUUCUGCCAACAGGCCGGCCACUGUCAGAAGGGUAUGGUCUUCGCCGUCAACGCGAAGUCGGACGCGCAGUUCCAGCAAUUCCUGGCUGCUGCCACUGGUAACACAACAACUGGCGCGUCAUCCAGCGUGACGUCCGCGGCAGCCACCGCCACCUCUGCUGCCAGCGGUGGUACAACAUUCACCUCUGUCUCCGUCUCCCAACAAGCCAGUGCUACCGCCUCUGCGACCUCUGCCGCCUCAAGUGCAUCGUCGACGAGCACAUCAACCAACGAGCACCGCAUCGUGGUCGGCGACUCGACUGGUGCGACGACCUUCACACCUGCCAACAUCACCGCGCAGCCUGGCGACGUCAUCACGUUCGAGUUCCACGCGAAGAACCACACCGCGACGCAGAGCAGCUUCGGCGCUCCCUGUCGCCCGCUCGGAGACACGUCGCAGUCGGGUCAGGUCGGCUUCGACUCGGGCUUCAUGCCUGUUGCCGGCAACGCGACUACGUUCCCCACGUUCAGCGUUCAGGUCAACGACUCGGCCCCGAUCUGGGUUUUCUGCGCGCAGACUGGCCACUGUGGCAAGGGCAUGGUGUUCUCCGCGAACGCUGUCGAGACUGGUAGCAACACGUUCGAAGCUUUCCAGGCUCGCGCCAUGUCACAGAACGGCACAAGCAGCAGCUCCACGAGCGGCGCCGGACGCGUCUUCGCGCGCACGGUCUCGCAGGCCACGCUCCUCGCCGCACUUCUCGGCAUCAUCCUCGGCAUCUUCUUCUAA
Peniophora sp. CBMAI 1063 is the source of this 1089-nucleotide messenger RNA. Lineage: Eukaryota; Fungi; Basidiomycota; Agaricomycetes; Russulales; Peniophoraceae. The record is from the annotation of a GenBank genome assembly.